Molecule: messenger RNA, 904 nt
Organism: Pyrus x bretschneideri (Chinese white pear)
Lineage: Eukaryota; Viridiplantae; Streptophyta; Magnoliopsida; Rosales; Rosaceae
Product: putative 4-hydroxy-4-methyl-2-oxoglutarate aldolase 2
Exons: 2
Coding region: 143-643 (166 amino acids)
Biological process (GO): regulation of RNA metabolic process
Molecular function (GO): ribonuclease inhibitor activity
Source: RefSeq, a predicted model, not a curated record
UUUCUCUCCCCCUCAAAGCUUCUUGCUUUUCCUUCCUCUUCCGAGAGAGACGCAGACACAGACACCCACAGUCAUAACUCACAAGUGAACUGCUCAGCUGCGUUCCGGUGUCCUGCUCCAUCGUUCCAGCUGCUGGGAACAAAUGGCCUUGGUUACAACUGCUGAAGUUUGCGACGCUCACUCGCAGUUGAUUGGAAGUGGUGAUCUUCGGGUGCUUGAGCCAGUAUUCCAGAGAUAUGGCCGGCGACAGGUCUUCUCUGGACAAAUAGUUACCUUAAAGGUAUUUGAAGACAAUGUUCUUGUUCGUGGGUUUCUCGAGGAGAAAGGAAACGGCAGAGUACUUGUUGUGGAUGGGGGUGGAAGCAAGCGGUGCGCAAUAUUGGGAGGCAACCCUGUAGUCCAAGCUCAGAACAACGGAUGGGCAGGGAUAGUGGUCAAUGGCUGUAUAAGAGAUGUCGACGAGAUUGAAGGCUGUGACAUCGGCGUGAGAGCUCUUGCAUCCCAUCCCAUGAAAGCCAACAAGAAAGGGAUUGGAGAGAAACAGGUACCGAUAACCAUUGCCGGGACAAGAAUCUGUGACGGAGAAUGGCUUUAUGCCGACACCGAUGGAAUUCUGAUCUCUCGUACCGAAUUAUCUGUCUAAACCUUAAACAAAGACCCUUCGAAAGGAAAAUUUGUUUCCUGCAAACUGUUGUCCUGCAACGGUUGCAGAAAGAUUUUCUCCUUCCGAAGACGAGUAGUAUUCGCAGCACGAAAUCUAUGUCUUUCUUUCUUUCAGUUGCUAAGCUGUUGUACCUUUGCCUCAUUUUCCAACUGUCUACUGUAUUGAGCAACAUUACACGAUAUCGAACUCUUAACUAUGUUUUAGUUGGUUUAUCAAUAAUGAUAAUAAUUUGAUCAGUAA